CAGUCAGCUGGCCUCUACAGCCACGCCGCCUGUUCUUGAAAGUGCACUCUCCAUCGUUGCUAAUCGUUGCACCUCUCGUACCUACGAUACCCGCCCAUCAUGGAUAAAUUCGCGGCCUUCGGAAAGAACAUAAGUUCUACGUUCAACUCGACCGUCUCGCCCUUCGCACAACGGAGCCAACAGUAUCUCAAGGAACAAUUUGGAGGAGCGGACGACAAAACCGAACUACCGGUGGAUUACACCGAACUUGAGAAGCGCGUCGAGGCGCUGAAGCAAGUUCACCAGAAGCUCCUCGCGGUUACGAGCCAGUAUUCGAACGAGGCUUAUGAUUAUCCUCCCAACAUCCGUGAAUCCUUCACCGAUCUCGGUCGCAGCAUUUCAGAAAAGGUUACCCUUCUUUCUCAUGCAAAGAACACUUCGGAAGCUCAAGCUGCAAUCACUGCUCCUCCCUCCGCAAAACCUCAGCCCAAGACCUUCAACCAUGCCAUCGCCCGUGCUUCGCUAGCCGGCUCGCAGCAGCUACAACAGACCAACACUACCGGCGCCGAAGACCCACUGGCCAAUGCGCUGGAGAAAUAUGCCCUGGCUGAAGAGAAGGUCGGAGAAGCCCGACUGGCACAAGACCAUGCCAUUCAGUCGCGCUUCCUUGCUGGUUGGACCACCACGUUGAACACGAACAUCCAGUUCGCAACAAAGGCCAGAAAGGCAGUUGAGAACAGCCGUCUGCUAUUGGACAGCACAAAGACCGCGAAGAAGAGUCAGGUCAUCGGCCGAGGAAUGAACCCAGAUGACGAGACCGCCUUGGGCGAAGAGGCACGAGCCGAGAUUGAAGCCAAGGAAGAUGACUUUGUGUCACAUGUCGAAGAAGCACAGGGAGUGAUGAAGAAUGUCCUUGAUACCCCAGAACCACUCCGAAACCUCGCCGACCUCAUUGCAGCCCAGCUUGAAUACCACAAGAAAGCAUACGAGAUCCUGUCCGAGCUCGCCCCGGAGAUUGACCAGCUCCAGGUUGACCAGGAGAGUAGCUAUCGCAAGAGCAGAGAAGGUGCUUGACCAACCCAUUAUUGUGGCUGGGAAGAGGAUGCAUACGCGAAUGGGAGGCUGAGUUCGGUCCUAUGCUCUUGAAGUUGGGUCUCUUUCACACUUCAGAAAUGAGACGACGAUGACCAUAAAUUGUUUGAUUCAAUGCCAGUGUCCCAAUCAUGACGAUCAUUCGCGAAAUAAAUAGCUAUACAUGUAGUAGAAAUGUGUGCUUGUAAACUCCCAAUCAAUGUUGAUGCUGUUGAUGCUUU
This is a messenger RNA of Exophiala viscosa, 1292 nucleotides long. RefSeq names its product BAR domain-containing family protein. The record is from RefSeq and is a predicted model, not a curated record. Lineage: Eukaryota; Fungi; Ascomycota; Eurotiomycetes; Chaetothyriales; Herpotrichiellaceae. Bases 100 to 1053 code for a protein of 317 amino acids. The transcript is spliced from 5 exons.